Molecule: messenger RNA, 1467 nt
Organism: Penicillium olsonii
Lineage: Eukaryota; Fungi; Ascomycota; Eurotiomycetes; Eurotiales; Aspergillaceae
Source: the annotation of a GenBank genome assembly
AUGAGUGACGAUUUUAACACAGCCGCAGCGGAAUCUGCGCAGCGACAGGUUCGUGUGCAGCUUGUCAGCCAGCAGGAGGAUAUUGCUCUGCCUGAAAGCACCGGCCCAAUUCUGGUUCCCACUGGACUUCGCCGAUAUGCGCUGUCAACUCUGGUCAACAACCUUCUCUCCAGCGAGAAGCCAAUCCCAUUCGAGUUUUUAAUCAACGGUCAAUUUUUGCGAACCUCGAUCGAUGAAUAUCUGGUUGACAAUGGCAUUUCCGCCGAAACAACUCUCGAAAUCGAAUACGUUCGAGCAUUGAUCCCCCCUCUGCAUAUCGCUUCAUUCCAACACGACGACUGGGUUAGCGCCACAGAUGUUCUCUCAAAGACCUCGCCUGCUGCAUCAUGGGCCUCUGGUGCCACUUUCACCCCGGGCCAAGAGCGAAUUUUGUCUGGAAGCUAUGAUGGCCUGCUUCGCAUUUGGAACAUGUCUUCUGAAACCAUUGCGACAUCCCCAGCCGCCGCCGACGGAGGCCACACUGCCUCCAUCAGGGCUGCUAAAUUUGUUUCCCCAAACCAGAUUGCAUCCGCUGGUCUGGAUCGCACCGUGCGACUGUGGAAGUAUACCGAGGAAGAAGGUGGCUUUGCUGGAAAGAUCUCUCCCCAGUUGGAAUUGUACGGACACAAGUCUGGAAUCGAAUCACUAGCUGUGCACGGCAAAUCCAACCGUUUGUUGACUGGUUCAUCGGACCACAACGUUGGAUUCUGGUCAACGAAGAAGGCCGACAGUCCGGCUGCCCCUGAGAACCUGCUUCCAUCUAGCAACGCCCGCAACACCAAGCGUCGCAAGCUGAACACAUCUGUCACCACCCCACAGCGCGGUCCAUUGUCUCUGCUGUCGGGUCACACCGCACCCGUUUCUGCUGCUAUCUUCGAUGGAAAGGAUGCUACCGUUGGUUACUCUGCUUCAUGGGAUCACUCCAUGCGCACCUGGGAUCUGGUUACCGGUUCUCUUGUUGACACCCGCACUACAUCACACUCGCUUCUUUCUCUCGAACACCUCCCCGAACUUAGCCUGUUGGCUGCCGGUACUGCUGCCCGUCACAUCACCCUGAUUGAUCCUCGUGCGUCUGCCACCACUGUGGCUGCCAUGACCCUCCGAGGCCACACCAACGCUGUCGUGAGUCUGGCCCGUGACCCGCACAGCACCUACGGUCUUAUCAGUGGUAGCCACGACGGCACAUGUCGAAUUUGGGAUAUCCGUUCCACAAAGACCGACAAGGAAGGUGUUGUUGGUGAGAGUGUUUACUCCAUCACUCGCAAGAGUCUUGAAGAGGAGGGUAAGUCUGAUAGCAAGCGUGUUGGUGGUGAGGGUGUCAAGGUCUUCAGCGUGUGCUGGGACAAGACUGUUGGCAUUGUCAGCGCGGGUGAGGACAAGCGGAUUCAAAUCAACCGCGGCGAGGGCGUGCUGUCUUCGAAGCAAUAA